AACGACGGCGGGCGCGGAAGGGCGUCCUGUUACUAAAUGUGCUUAGUGAUUUUGAAAGCCACACGAUUUUCCCUCAGGGAUGCCUAGUCUCCAGGCAAGGAUGCCUGUUCCAUUGCUUUUCCAAAUAACAGCGGCCUAGCUGGUGCCCGUGGCCACGGACGGAGAGCGUCGCGAGUUGAUUACGUUCACUUGCCGGCGCCAAGUCGGUUUCUAACGCGAAACUUAAAACGAUUCGUUAAGAAAAGAAAGGAGCCGCGUGACCAACUGUCCGAGGAAAGCAAAUUUUGCCUGUCAAAGUUCUCGGCCCAAGCGGCACGCGACUGAUACACAACGGCCCCUCGCCUCACGGCGCCACCACACUGCGCGUGCGCAAACUCCUGUCCCACACGCGGACGGAGGCCGAGAAGAAAAAAAGGCGGGAGCCGCCAAUUUCAGGUGGGGCAAAAUGGCGCGGGAGAAGGAGAUGCAAGAGUUCACCCGUAGCCUCUUCCGAGGCCGCCCGGACCUCAGCACGCUCACACACUCCAUCGUGCGGCGGCGGUUCUUGGCUCACGCGGGCCGCGACCGCCUGGAACCCGCGGAGAAGCAGGCACUGAAGAGGCUAGUGGAGGAGGAGCUUCUGAAGAUGCAGGGGGAUGAAGCUAGUGCUAGGGAAGAGAAGCUAGACCUUGCCAAGGCGAAGAGGCCUCCCACCCCCUGCAGUGACACAGAGAGAAAGAGGUUCCGCUUCAAUUCAGAGUCAGAGCACAGUUCUGCAGCCUCCAGUCCAGAGCGCCUCAGACCCCCAGCAAAGAACAAGAUGGCAGCAGGAGUCAGUGUGGCCAAGGAGAAUCCAAGGAACUCCUCAAAGAAAACAGUUGAGAGCAGCGAUGAGGAAGAACAGCAGAAGAACCUGGUGAAGGAGAGCAGUGAGGAGGAUGGUUCUGCCAAAACAAAUAAAGUCUGGAAAGAGAGCAGUGAGGAAGAGGAAGAGGUAGAAGAAGAGGAAAAGGGGCACAAAGGCAGGACUAGGAAGAAAACUAUGACAAAUAACAAGCAAGCUUCAGGCAACACCUCAGACAGGAUGCAGGAGGCCACGGAGGAAAGUGAGGACAGCGAGGAGGAGGACCCUGAACAGAGGACAGGAAAGAAGGCAGAGAGAAAGAGACAAGCUAAAAGCCACAAGGAAGGUAAAAAGGAGAGUGGAGACGAGACCCUAGCCAAAAAGGAAGAGGACAGUGAGGAAGAGGAGGAUUGGAAGCCCAAAGCCCAGAGUAAUGGUGGGAAAAGGCCAGCUUGGGAGGAGCGGAGCUGUAAACAGAAAAGCAGGGCAGUAAGCCUGCCAGGGGACUGGGGAGACAGAGAGGAACAGAAGGAAAAAGUAGCAGCUGGUGGUGGGGAUAACAGCAGGGGUGAUGAAGCGACCUCAGUGCAGAGAAAGAGGAAGGUCGGGACCCAGUGGAAAGAUGGGAAAAAGCAGAGUGGAAGUAGCGAGGAGGAUGAAGACAGCUGUAGGACAGUAGAAACAAGUACUAAAGGCACAGGAAAGACAGCUCAAGCGGGCAGCCUCAGUGGUGAGGACAGUGACUCAGAGAGGGAGGUGAGUGACAGCGAGUCAGAGGGGAGACCCAAAGGGGAGAAGAACCGCUCUUCCAAGAAGAGUUCCAAGAAAGGCAGGGCACGAAGCUCCUCCUCUUCCUCAGAUGGCAGUCCAGAACCCAAAGGGACUAAGGCGGACUCUAAUCGCAGAGGUGAGGAUCACCCAGCUGUGAUGAGGCUCAAGCGCUAUAUUCGUGCCUGUGGUGCCCACCGCAACUACAAGAAGCUGCUGGGCUCCUGCCGCUCUCACAAGGAGCGUCUGAGUGUCCUCCGGGCAGAGCUGGAAGCCCUGGGCAUGAAGGGUAACCCUUCCCUAGAGAAAUGUCGGGCUCUGAAGGAAAAGCGGGAGGAGGCAGCAGAGGUCGCCUCCUUGGACAUUACUAACAUUAUCAACUGUUCAGGUCGACCCCGCAGACGCACCGCUUGGAACCCUUCAGGAGAAGCAGCGCUCCCAGGGGAGCUAUACCGCAGAACCUUGGACUCAGAGGAAGAGCGAUCCCGCCCCCCACCCCCAGAUUGGUCGCACAUGCGUGGCAUCAUUAGCAGUGAUGGCGAGAGUAACUGAGUUGCCCACUUUGCACUUGUAUAAACUGUUCACAACACCCCCACCCUGUGCCUGCACAAAUCAUAAGUGGAUUUCUUCAGAGAAGACUUGCAGCCCCAGGAACAUGGUGGGAUUCUACUCCACAUUUUCAGUUCAAGAUGUUUCAACAGGGUUAUUAUUUUUAAGACUUAUUAAUAAAGGAAUGUUUGAGUCACCUCUUCAAAA
Condylura cristata (star-nosed mole) is the source of this 2347-nucleotide messenger RNA. RefSeq names its product HIRA interacting protein 3 (gene HIRIP3). The transcript is spliced from 7 exons. The record is from RefSeq and is a predicted model, not a curated record. The coding region runs from base 446 to 2143 and encodes 565 amino acids. NCBI's taxonomy places the organism in Eukaryota, Metazoa, Chordata, Mammalia, Eulipotyphla, Talpidae. Gene Ontology annotation, cellular component: nucleus.